GUGGCUCAGCGUUACAGGAGCUUGAAGAGAAUCCAGCCUUCAGUUGGAAUGAUAAAGAAAUGUCAGGAGCAAAACACUUGCCGCCGCCCCCAGAUCUAGAGAUACAGUUUAUGCCAGGUAUGUCCUCCUACAGAAACAUUUCGGCGAAACGUCCUGACUUUUUUGAAGAGAAAACAGAUGGACCGAUUCGGUACGAUCGCUGUCGUUAUCAGGAUGUUUUGAACCAUCUGAAUUUGAGCAAAAGCAAUGAUCUGUUCAGUAUGAGCCGGCCCGUGAACAACCACACAUCUGCAACAGAUGUAAUACUUAUCGUGGCAAUCUCUGCCAUCCUUGAUGUGAGAGAAACGGAUCAGACUUUUGUUUCUUACAUUUGGACUCAUGUGAUUUGGAAAAAUGAGUACAUUCACUGGAAUCCAGCAGAUUUUUGCCGGAUUAAACACGUGUUGGUUCCCACUGAUGUUUUAUGGAAACCAGACAUAAUGAUUGAAGAGAUGAUAGAGAAGGACAAAGCUCCUCCGAGUGACUUCCUCAAAAUAAGAUCAAACGGUAAUGUUGAGUAUCGGAACGACCAGGUGGUGAUCAGCAGCUGUAAGAUGAGAGUUCACAAUUUCCCCUUCGACGUUCAGAGCUGCAACCUCUCCAUCAAGUCUCUCAUGCACUCUGAUGAGGAAUUACAUUUUUUAGUUGACUCAAACUCAACAACGCUCACUGAGUUGUCCCGCAUGGUGAUGCAGACCCAGUACGAGUGGCUGUUCAUCAAGAUGACAGUCACCUCCAAAACUGAUAACAUUAGCAUCGAUAUGAAUCAAACCUCCAUCAUUCACACGAUCUACAUGAGGAGGAGGUCUCUCCUCUACAUUGCCAACUUUCUGUUGCCGAUCCUCUUCUUCUUGUGUCUGGACUUGAGCUCUUUCCUGAUCUCAGAGAGUGGAGGAGAGAAACUCGGUUUUAAAGUCACUGUGCUGCUCGCCGUCACAGUGAUGCAACUUAUUCUCAAUGAAAUUCUGCCGUGCUCAUCAGAGAGGAUCCCACUGAUAGCUGUCUACUGCAUUGGGAUUUUUACUCUCAUGAUGCUGAGUCUCCUGGAAACUAUUUUGGUGAUGCAUCUGAUGGAGAAAGAUGAUUCUUCACCUCAAGACAGUGAUACAAGCAGAGACCAUCAGCUGGUGAAGAACAAACCAAGCAAACCCAGCAUCCACCACUGUUUUAAAGAAAUAUACAGUAACUGUACGAUCACCAGCGAUGUGCAAGUGGACCAAACACCAUCUGUGGUCAAAGAGGAUAGCAGCAGCCAGCUGACAGAGGUGUCCCUGGCUUUGGGAAAAGUGUCAGAUGAGCUGGAGCAGAUCGACAAUAAAAUGACAGCACUGAGUGACGAGAAGAAACCAGGCGAGUGGACCAGGUCCUGA
This is a messenger RNA of Salarias fasciatus (jewelled blenny), 1409 nucleotides long. RefSeq names its product 5-hydroxytryptamine receptor 3A-like. NCBI's taxonomy places the organism in Eukaryota, Metazoa, Chordata, Actinopteri, Blenniiformes, Blenniidae. Bases 60 to 1409 code for a protein of 449 amino acids. Gene Ontology annotation, cellular component: membrane. The record is from RefSeq and is a predicted model, not a curated record. Gene Ontology annotation, biological process: monoatomic ion transmembrane transport. The transcript has 13 exons. Gene Ontology annotation, molecular function: extracellular ligand-gated monoatomic ion channel activity; transmembrane signaling receptor activity.